Messenger RNA from Colletotrichum paranaense, 285 nucleotides. RefSeq lists its product as uncharacterized. The coding region runs from base 1 to 285 and encodes 94 amino acids. The transcript is spliced from 2 exons. Lineage: Eukaryota; Fungi; Ascomycota; Sordariomycetes; Glomerellales; Glomerellaceae. The record is from RefSeq and is a predicted model, not a curated record.
AUGCCCUUGGAUUACGGCGGACCUUGCGACGAGCAAGUUGAGAACGGUCCUCACGAAGGCCUUCAGGCGUUGGUUAGGGCCCUGGGCAGGACAACGUGGCGGCCGGCUGCUGGCCAUGGCCGAUGUUCCACACUGCAUUGCGUUCGAUCUGCAUCAGAGCCCCAACGAAGGUGCAUGUGCCUAGACCCAAGCUACGUUAAAGUUUGGGCUGGCAAUGUGCGUCGGUUGCCGAUCAAAGAUGCAGCAUCACGGCUCCAGUCCGCCCCUUCACCUAUUUCACCUUAG